CGGCGAAGAUGUCGGGCUUGGGGUCCCCGGCGCGGACGUUGCGCGACCUCCUGCGGGAGCUGCGCCUGCUCGGCGAGGGCGCCGCCUAUCGCGACACGGCGGCCUAUCGCUACCUCGUAGGCGCCUUCCGGGCCCACCGGGUGACCAGCCAGAAGCUGUGCCGAGCCCAGCACGAACUGCACUUCGACGCGGCCACCUACCUCUGCCUCCUGCGCAGCGUGCGCCGACACGUAGCCCUGCACCGGGAGUUUCACGGGCGAGGGGAGCGCUCCGUCACCGAGUCCGCCGGCAUGGUGGGGCUCCAGCUGCCCCGACAGCCCGGCGGGAAGGGCCGGGAACCCUAGGCCCGGGCCCCGGCCGGUCCCCCGCGGCACCGGCCCGGCCGUCUUCCCGUUACGAGGUCCUCCCCGACGGCUGCGGGGCUCCCGACGCGGCCGACCGUGUUCGUCCGAGUUGUCAGAAGGGGAUCCGGCCCGCCCGUCCGAGCUUCCCGGGUGAGUCCGGCUUCCCUGGACUCUGCGGACGCGAGGAGGGCUUCGUCUGAAUCCUCGGAAGGGGAUCCGGCCCGCCCGUCCGAGCUUCCCGGGUGAGUCCGGCUUCCCUGGACUCUGGGGUCCGGGCGACGAGGGCUCGCCGGGAGACGCAGCCCGGGAAGGCCGGGGAACGGGGAUGCCCGCGGAGUCCCCGCUCUGGCGCGCUAGGAGACCGACAAGGGGUUUGAGGAGCCCCUCGCGGGGGACCCCCCAAAGCUGAUAAUAAAGACGUGUCCAACAUGGGAAAA
This is a messenger RNA of Tachyglossus aculeatus (Australian echidna), 781 nucleotides long. RefSeq names its product formation of mitochondrial complex V assembly factor 1 homolog (gene FMC1). The record is from RefSeq and is a predicted model, not a curated record. The transcript is spliced from 2 exons. Gene Ontology annotation, cellular component: mitochondrion. Lineage: Eukaryota; Metazoa; Chordata; Mammalia; Monotremata; Tachyglossidae. The coding region runs from base 9 to 344 and encodes 111 amino acids.